AUGACAAAUUAUUGUCUCUCAAUUGGAAGGGAUGUGGACUACACCAAGAAUGAUGCAAAGAGACUUGGGGCAAAGUGUGCAGGAAAAAAGUGUCCAUUCUACAUAUGGAUUUCUCUUGUUAAAGGCAAAGGUCAUCUAGUUGUAAAGACUCUUGUGCCUCAACAUAUUUGCAGAAGGCUAUCAAGAGUUAAAAAGAUCAGAGCAUCUUGGAUAGCAAGCACAUACCACUCUAAAUUCAAAGUGAAUCCGUAUAUGAAAUGUCAAGAAAUAGUAGAAACUAUAUGGUCUGUAUGGGGAAUCAAAGCAUCAUUGUGGCUAGCUCUCAAGGCAAGGAGACAAGCUCAAAAUUUAAUACUUGGUGAGUAUAAGGAGCAAUAUGGUCUGCUUCACAGAUAUGCUGCAGAGAUCAAAAGCGGUUGUCGACCUUUCUUUGGCAUAGAUGGAUGUUUUCUAAAAGGGCCAUUUGGUGACCAACUACUAGUAGCUGUUGGAAGGGAUGGAAACAAUCAGAUGUUCCCAAUAGCAUGGGCUUGUGUGGAAGUUGAGGAUACUGAUACUUGGAGUUGGUUCUUUCAACUUUUAGCUGAUGGCCUUGGCACAUCUGAUGGGCGGGGAUAUACAAUCAUGCAAGUAUUUGGAGGUGGUUUACAAUACAGAAGGGCCUUUUGGAAGGUUGCAAAAAGCACUACUGAAAAUGAGUUUGAGGCAAACAUGAAGCUCUUUGCAAACAUAUCAAUCUCAACAGAGAAGGAUUUGAGGAAGAGAAACCACAGGAAAUGGGUAAGGGCUUUCUUCACAACCAUACCCCAUUGUGAUAGUAUAGAUAAUAAUAUGAAUGAAGUGUUUAAUGCUUAUAUUUUGUCAUCAAGGCACAAACCAAUAAUUACAAUGCUAGAGGACAUUAGAGAAGGUUUAAUGGAGAGAUUACAUGUUAAGAGAGAUUAUAUAUUGAAGAAAGACAUUGAAAUUUAUCCUAGAAUUCAAGCUAAGUUAGAAAAAUAUAAGUUAGAUGCUAGGGGUUGGGGUGCAUUCUGGGAUGGCCACUUUUCAUAUGGUGUGAGAGAAGGAGCAACACAGACUAGGUAUGUGGUGAAUUUGCUGGACAAAACAUGUAGUUGUAAUGCAUGGCAAAUUAGUGGUGUGCCUUGCCACCAUGGUGUUGCUGCAAUAUGGAAGGCACAUGAACUUCCUGAGCAUUACGUAUCAGCCUAUUUUAGUAAGCAAUAUUACCUAAAAGCUUCAUGUUACCCACCAAUUGAAGCACCUUCAUUUUAG
This is a messenger RNA of Beta vulgaris subsp. vulgaris (sugar beet), 1275 nucleotides long. RefSeq lists its product as uncharacterized. The record is from RefSeq and is a predicted model, not a curated record. NCBI's taxonomy places the organism in Eukaryota, Viridiplantae, Streptophyta, Magnoliopsida, Caryophyllales, Amaranthaceae. The transcript is spliced from 3 exons. The coding region runs from base 1 to 1275 and encodes 424 amino acids. Gene Ontology annotation, molecular function: zinc ion binding.